UUGAGCAGCCUCGGGCCUGCGCCGGCGCCCGGAGCCCAGUGCUAGCCAUGGGGCUGCUGUCGGACCCCCACUGCCGCCGGGUCCUGGUCCACCUCAUCCAGCGCCUCAACACCCCGCUCUGUGCCCUGAGCUACGUGUUGGGGCUCUGCUGGUUCCUGGCCCUGGCCUGGCCUCCCCUGGCCCCCCCGACCUACAUCUCGGAGAACGCCCUGGGCUCCACCAUGGUGCAGGAGCAGUUCCCCCUGGGUGCCCGUGCCCUCGCCUAUGCCCGACAGUUCGGGGCACACAAGAAGAAAGCAGGCGGGAUGCCCGUGCAGUGGCUGGAGCAGACGCUGUGGGAGCUGGGGCUGGAGGUUCACCGGCAGAGCUUCUCCCGCACGCUGCCCUUCCCGGACGAGACCCGGGAGCGAUACAUGGUGCAUGGCACCAACGUGUACGGGAUCCUGCGGGCACCGCGGGCAGCCAGCACCGAGGCGCUGGUGCUGAGCGUGCCCUGCAGCCCUGGCACCCACAACAACCAGGCUGUGGGGCUGAUGCUGGCACUUGCUGCCUACUUCCGAGAGCAGAUCUACUGGGCUAAGGACAUCAUCUUCCUGGUGACGGAGCAUGACCUGCUGGGCACCGAGGCCUGGCUGGAGGCCUACCAUGACAUCAACCUCACUGAGGUGCAGAGCUCGGGCACGCCGGGCCGGGCGGGUGCCAUCCAGGCUGCCAUCUCGCUGGAGCUGAGCAGUGACGUGGUGACCAGCUUCGACGUGGCAGUGGAGGGCCUCAAUGGGCAGCUGCCCAACCUCGACCUCCUCAACCUCUUCCACGCCUUCUGCCAGAAGAACGGACUGCUCUGCACCAUCCAGGGCAAGCUGCCACGCUCGGACUGGGAGUCGCUGCCCGGCUAUGCCCACAGCCUGCAGACGCUGGCACUGAUGGUGCUGGCGCAGGCCUCGGGGCGCCCCGGGGGGGACCAUGGGCUCUUCCUGCGCUACCGCGUGCAGGCCCUCACCCUGCGCGGCAUCAACAGCUUCCGGCAGAGCAAGCACGGCAUGGCUGCCGUCGGCAGGACCCUGGAGGGAAUGUUCCGGAAGCUGAACAACCUGCUGGAGAGGUUCCACCAGUCCUACUUCUUCUACCUGCUGCCCUCCCUCUCCCGCUUCGUCUCCAUCGGCCUCUACAUGCCGGCCUUUGGCUUCCUCCUGCUGGUCCUGGUCCUCAAGGCCCUGGACAUCUGGAUGAAGCUCAGCAAGAGCGAGAUCAGCAGUGGAGAGAGGCUGUGGGAUGGAGACCGCGCUGCUGAGGAGGAGGCCCGUCCCGGUCUGCUGGUGCUGGUGCCGCCGGUGCUCAUCUGUGAGGCCGCCGGCCUGGCCCUCUACUUGCUGCCAGUGCUGGGCCAGCAGGUGGCCACCCAGCACUUCCCGGUGUCCGAGGCCGAGGCCGUGGUCCUCACCAUCAUCGCCAUCUAUGUGGCAGGCAUGGCCCUGCCCCACAACACCCACAGGGUGCUGCCAGGUGCGGGGGCAGCACGGGGCUGGCUGGCACUGAAACUGGUGGCACUGGUGGCCCUGGCACUGGUGCUGAUGGCCAUGGCCCUGCUCAACUUCUCCUUGGGCUUCCUCCUGGCUGCCACCAUGGUGCCUGCUGCUGCUGCCGUGCAGCCCAACGGCCCCAAGGUGCUGCUGGCAGCGGUGCUGGUGCUGGCAACGCCGGCGGUGACGCUGCUGCUGGGCAUCUUCCUGGAGCGGGAGCUGCUGGAGGUGCCCGCGGGCGCGGGCGAGGGCUGGCAGCUCUUCCUGGCAGCGCUGGGCGAGGGGCUGCUGCAGCACCACCUCUAUGGCUCCUGCCUCUACCCACUGCUUGCCCUCGGCGUCUACCCCCUCUGGCUGCUGCUCUGGAAUGUGCUCUUCUGGAAGUGACCUGUGGGCCCGCCCAGGGACCCUGGAAGGACACAUGGAGGGGCACAUGGACUGUGGAUGGACCCACGGGUGAUGGAUGGACACACUGCCCCUCUGGCUGCUGCUCGGGAACCUGCUCUUUAGGAAGUGACCCAUGACCGUGGAUGGACAAUAGAUCCACAGAUAGACCCACAGACCCAUACCCAGUGUGGCUGAUGGUUGUAGGGGGCUAAG
Molecule: messenger RNA, 2120 nt
Organism: Dryobates pubescens (Downy woodpecker)
Lineage: Eukaryota; Metazoa; Chordata; Aves; Piciformes; Picidae
Gene: GPAA1
Product: glycosylphosphatidylinositol anchor attachment 1
Exons: 13
Coding region: 48-1907 (619 amino acids)
Biological process (GO): attachment of GPI anchor to protein
Cellular component (GO): GPI-anchor transamidase complex; membrane
Source: RefSeq, a predicted model, not a curated record